UGUGUGUGUGAGGAUGCAGGGAGAGAGAGAGAGAGAGGAGCGAGCGAGCGAGCGAGAGUGAGUGUUGAUGGGGAAUUAGCAUAGGGUCUCCGUCUCUUCAUCUCUCUAAAUACAGAGGUCCCCAUCUGACUCCAUCUCUGCCACUUUCACGCACGCACACAUAGGCUGUCUCUCUCUAGAUAUAUAUAUUCAUACGCACAUAUAUCUCCACACACACACAGACACGUCUCCUCGAGCAACGGUGUCGCAAUGGACGUGCCGUACGCGUUAGCUACGGACGGGCAGCUGCCCAUCCUCUCCGUGUCUGAAGCCAGAAGCUCGGGGACCCAGGGUGACCCGGACAACGGCGGUGGCGGAGGACGUGGCGGUGCAGGAGGAGGAGGAAUGGUAGUCGGAGGAGGUGGUGGUGGUGGCCCAACUCCGGCCUCGCUGGCCGCUGGAAGAGGGUUGCCACCGGACAAUACGACCGAUCCGGGGGGCACCUUGGCCAUGCUGGACUGGCAGUUGCAGCACUACCGAGACUUCGCUACGGGGGUGCAGGUCGUGAUCCUGGCCGGCUCUGUAAUAGGUAACCUGCUGGUGCUGUGGUCGACACGACGGACAGCCAUGUUUAAGUCGGUGACGAGCCGCUUCCUGCAGAACCUGGCGGGUGCCGGACUUGGUGCCGGUCUGGCAUGCAUGCCCCCUGAUCUACUCCUCAGCUGCCACCCACAAUGCUGCCCCUGGCUAGCCAAUCUGCCCGCCCUCUGCCGAGGACUGAAGUUUGCGCACCGCCUCUUCUGCUCUGCCCUUGUACUCUCCUUCGGACUUAUCGCGAUCGACAGGUACUACUCUGUCCUGUACCCUCUGGAAAGGAAGAUAUCGGAGAACAAAGCCCGGGACUUGGUUGUCUAUGUGUGGCUACACGCGAUGGUCGCGAGCUUUCCUGUGUUUGGAAUGAGCUACACCAUCGACCUGUUCAGUGCCACCUCGUGCCAGCAGAGUUCACAGAGGCCGUCCCCAGCCCAGUUGAUCUACACCAUCAUCUACCACGCCACCACGGUGCUGCUGCCUAUCGUGGUCACAUUCACGUGCGUGAUUAUGAUCCGCCGUGCGCUCAGUGCUAGCCAGAAGAAGAAGGUCAUCAUCGCAGCCCUCCGGACUCCACAAAACACGAUCUCGAUCCCCUACCUGUCGCAGAGAGAGGCAGAGCUGCAGACGAUGCUGCUGCUCAUGAUUGCCGUGUUCUUAGUGUGCAUGCUGCCAUACUUUAUCCUGGAGGUGUACCGGACAGUGGUGGACAGCCAGGACCUCCCAGAGGCAUUGCUGCUCACGGCCAUUUGGUUCCCCAAGUUGCCCCUCUUGGUGAACCCCCUGCUCUACCUUGGCGCCAACAAGCCCAUCCGGAAGGGAAUCCUCGUCUCGCUGGCGCAACUGCAGCGGCGCUACAGCCGUCGCAACACCGUGGGGGCUGACACGGUGCCGUUGGGCGAGGCUGCCCAGGAGCCGUGUGCCCUGCGCUCGGGUAGUCAGCUGCUGGAGAUGUUUCAGAUCGGGCAGCAGGAAAUUUUCAAGCGCAGCGAGGAAGACGACAGAGACGCCGGUCUUCUCGUUGGAAACCACACUGGUGGAAAUGGCAAGGCGGAAGGCGCAAACCAGCAGAUGCUCAUGUCGGAUUUGGAGGCUUCACCGGUUUUGUACGACCACGAGUCGAAGGACCCAUUACCCGGCACAACAAAUGUAGAGACUUCCUCUCUGAAGGCGCAGUUUGGUUUCGGGCCAUUUGAAUUGCCCCCGCAGUGGCUGGCGGAGAAUAGGGGCAGCAAAAAACGGCUUCUGCCACCUCUGGGCAACACGCCUGAGGAGCUCAUUCAGUCGGAGAAUAAGGACUACAGGCAGAAAUGUGAAAGGAAAAUAAACAGGAACAACAAAGUCAGUGAUCUUACGGAUCUCGACCUGUAACAGACAGCUAUGUACACGUCCAGCUAUUUGUUUACAAGAAGAACUGUCCAUCAUUUGUUCAUACAAAUGUACCAUGUUUGCUAAGUCAAUCGUGAACGUCUAUUUGUCAACUUACAUCUUACGUGGACCUUUUUGUGUGGCUCUUUACUAAAAAUACAUAACUGAAUAAGCUGUGAAAUGUGUUAAUAUUAAGUGGCACACAUUUGAAUGGAUCAAUAUUUGGAAAUGUCUGUAAAACACAACAUGUUAUAAGAAAUCUAAAACUUAAUAUAAAUACAUAAUCUAGUAGAGAUUCCAUUCAUAUAGUAAAGUGCCAACAUGUAGUUGUAUCAUUUGCUAUCCAAGAUUGAAUACAAGGCAUUUAUAGACAUUUUGUACUUCGUUAUGUCUUGUCAUAUCCACAAUCGUUGCAGUAAAACUCCACGCAUCAAAUAUUGUGAAAUCACAACCCAUAAAAGCGAUGAGUUAUUUAAAAUAAUUAUCCACGAAACGAUGUAUCAUUUUGCAAAGUGAAUCAUGGACGAAUGGCAAAGUCAUACAUAGAUUAAUAUGUAAGUAAUGUUCAUUUCAGUCACAUUAACACAUUACGACAUAGUGAAUGGUAGUUGGUGCUUUGAUAUGUGAACUAAAACUAUGAUUUAAAAUUGUAAUCCUUACUGGGAAAUAGCGACAGUUUUUUCUUCAAAUGGGCGAAUUCAUUAUCACAAUAAAGUUUCUACUUUAAUGUUG
Molecule: messenger RNA, 2670 nt
Organism: Petromyzon marinus (sea lamprey)
Lineage: Eukaryota; Metazoa; Chordata; Hyperoartia; Petromyzontiformes; Petromyzontidae
Gene: GPR176
Product: G protein-coupled receptor 176
Biological process (GO): G protein-coupled receptor signaling pathway
Cellular component (GO): plasma membrane
Molecular function (GO): G protein-coupled receptor activity
Source: RefSeq, a predicted model, not a curated record